Molecule: messenger RNA, 260 nt
Organism: Symbiodinium sp. CCMP2456
Lineage: Eukaryota; Dinophyceae; Suessiales; Symbiodiniaceae
Source: the annotation of a GenBank genome assembly
GAUCGGAGCUUCGGUGGGGACACCAUGCCUCUUCCUUCGAAGGCAUGGAUGUUGAGAGCAUGCCAUCGGGUGUCUCCUUGCCACCCGACGGCGCGAUGCACUACCAUCACGUGGAGAACUUGGACAGGUUCAUGGAGGAGAUGGCAAGAUCGCCCCUAUCUUUCAAGUGGAAGAUACACAAGAUGCGCCUGCAAGAUCGCUUCCCCUUCUGCAGCCGUUGUCACCAAGCAUGUGCAACCUUUUUUGCACAAGUCUUGUGA